AUGGGUCUGACAUUGGAUUUGUCUAAUACACUCUAUAUUGCCGAUUGGUACAAUAACCGCGUGCAAGCUUGGUUGCAGGGUGCGUCGACUGGUAUCACUGUCGCUGGUGGUUCAAGUGGAGUAUCGGGCUCUACUGCGAAUUAUUUGAACAUGCCUUCUGACGUUGCUGUCGACUCGAAUGGAAAUGUCUAUGUCUCAGAUACACUCAAUAAUCGAGUUCAAUUUUGGGCUAAGAGUGCAUCCUCGGGUACAACAAUUGCCGGGCUCGGUAAGGAGAUAUAUUGUGAAACAUUUAUUUAUAUUUGUUUGUAUCACUUUGAGAUUUUAUUAUCGAAUGGACUUUUCUUAUACAAUAACAUGCAUUCGAGUAUUUAGGAGAGGAGCAUAUAGGCAAUCGUCCAAAACAUAAUUUUUUUUCAAAAUUAUAUUGUUCCAGCGAACUUUUCGAAAAAGUUGUAUGAUACACAUUGAUGUCUAAUAGAUUUUAUGGCCUUAACUUGCAUAUGUCCAAUGACUAAAAAGAUUCUUAGUGCGUCACCGAUAACUUGGGUGUUGCAGACAUGAAAGAAAACGUUUUGAUCUGCUCUAGUCGUUCUUGUUUUCGUACGAAUCACUUCUCAUAGUUAGUGUUAAACGUUUUGUCUAUUUCUUUGCGAGUAAAGAAACCAAGAUCUGAAUUAUUUGUCGCAAACUACAUGAAACUAAGAUAUAAAUCUUCGUUCUGUAAAACAACAAACUAGUGAAAAUGCAGCAAAAUGUUGCAAAAAAAGAAUGGGGAUAACGCAUCGACAUUGCAGAAAACAGAGUCAUAUUUAAUAUUAAAAAUGAAAAAUUUCAGUUAACAUUUAAUCUAUGAAAAAUUAAAUAAUUAAGUAAAUUUUCGAUCGAAUCGAAGUGUUCUGUCUACAGAAGAGUUAGUACUUCGCAAUUGUGAAUUUUGGUGAAGUUUCAUCCAACUUGAUUAUCCUACUUAUGAAACUUCAUAAAAACUCAAGGCGGAUCGAGCUAGAUCUGAAAUCCUAUUUUCAAGAUUUUCAAAAUGGACCAAGAAUGAGAAAGAAGUGAAAUGAGAAUCCAUAGGUAUAAGACCUGCUUUACUUCAAUUUAAUAUAUUUGUACCUCAAUACAACUUCAAUGCACUUCAGCCUAUGUCAAUACUUAAAAAUUCUAUUUCAAGUAGCGCUUCUUCUAUCUUUUGAUUAGAGUACAAUACGGUUAACCAUCAUAACUUUAAAGUCAAUUUAGUUCGUAAAAUACUUUUAGCAGCACAACAAUUUUGAAGCAGUACUAACUUUCUCAGCGAUGACAUACAACAGCUAAGUCCUUCAACCUUCUUACUGUCAAAGAAAGCUACACAUCAUAUAACUUUAGCUUUUGAGUAGCUGCAUCGGGUGAGAUGUCCCAAUAAAAUAAAUGUGGAAACCUCGGACUUAAGUCCGAGAGUUAUGUGUACUUCAAAAAGUGAACGAGACAAAUCAGUCAUCCUAGAAUGUGUGGAUCAGAGAUGUUGAUCGUUUCUUUUUUUUUUGACCCGACCUGUCAACCCGACCCGUUGGGGAUCGAACCCGGCCCGCUUCACGGGUUGAAUGAUUUUUUUUCGAUCCGUGCCAACCCGUGACGGGUUGGUAAUUCUUCAA
This is a messenger RNA of Rotaria sp. Silwood2, 1637 nucleotides long. The record is from the annotation of a GenBank genome assembly. Lineage: Eukaryota; Metazoa; Rotifera; Eurotatoria; Philodinida; Philodinidae.